Messenger RNA from Staurois parvus, 345 nucleotides. Lineage: Eukaryota; Metazoa; Chordata; Amphibia; Anura; Ranidae. The record is from the annotation of a GenBank genome assembly.
AUGUACACUGAUCAUCAGGGCACUGAUAAUCAGUGUAGCCCCAUCAGUGCCACCUGCCUGUGCCCAUCAGUGCACAUCAAUGUCACAUAUUAGUGCCUACCAGUGCAUAUCAGUGCCCAUCUGAGCUGCCUUUCAGUGCCACCUAUCAAUGCCAGUCAGUGCCGCCUAUCAAUGCCAAUCAAUGCUGCCUAUCAGUGCCCGUCAGUGCUGCCUAUUAGUGCCGCCUAACAGUGCCAGUCAGUGCCACCUAUCAGUGCCAUCAGUGCCGCCUAUCAGUGCCCAUCACUGCAGCCUCAUUAGCGUACAUCAGUGAGUCAUCAAUUAGUUAUUUACAAAUUUUUUUAA